AUGGGAGCGGUGAUGGGAAAACCCUAUCACCAACCACAUGCUGCGUCCUCAGCCUCAAACCACUUGUUUGUUCUUCUGCAUGUUAGGCCCGGUCUCUCAGGAAAGUCUAUAUGCUGUUUGGAAGUUACUAACAAACAGUAUAAAUACAAGCCUCUUCCUGACAUUAAAUUUCAGCCUUCGUCACAUACUCUGCAGUCAUGAGGAGCCUGCUGGUGCUGACGCUUCUGGUAGCUGGCGGUAAGACGGAUUCACUCUUCUCACCGAGGAACCUUAAAUGUAUUUGCUGUAAUACAGUCCAGAUAAUUAGCUCCAAACAAGUCUUUUAGAGGGUGAUAAUAAUCAUUGUCCAUGCUGUCCUAUAAGUAAUCAAAAACUGGCAAGUGGAUGAAAGAGUACUAAAAAUCUGUACUCACAAGUAAAAGUACUGGUGUUAAAAUAAUACUUAAGCAAAUGUAUAAAGUAUUCUUCUCAAACAUUACCUGGUGGAGUAUUAGUUACUUUAGUAGCCUGGAAAAGGUGGAUCUUUAAUGCAUAGUCAUUGUCAAAUAGCUCCCAACUCCUGCUCUGUUCUGUUCAGAGGUCACCUCUCCUGUGCCUGCUGCAGAGGAGAGCCUUACUGGCUACAAAAAAGCAGAGGAAAGCUUUAGUUAUGAAUUGAAAUUGCAUACAUUAUAGCAGUCCUGUCAGAUCUAAGCAUUGGAAUCUGUAAGGAGCAAAAGGUGUUGGAACAUCUCUCUUCACAACAUGCGUUAUCAUUUCGUCCCAGCCUGUGGAUGUGGCCUCCCCACUUUCCCUCCUGUGCUGAGCAGAGUGGUGGCGGGAGAGGACGUCAGGCCUCACAGCUGGCCCUGGCAGGUGAGGUCUGCUCCUCAGACAGAAGGAGUGUCACCUAUCUUUACAAUUUUACUCUCUGAUUCUGAUCCAGGAACAGGUAUAUAUAGAGGGAUGAUGAGGGAUGAACUGGAUUUGUGGGGUGUUGGAGAGACAUUUCGUUGUGUAGUAAUGCACCCUUGUCUUCUGCUGGGCUCCUCUCAGAUCUCGCUCCAGUCAGACAGCAGUGGGCGCUGGCAGCACAUCUGUGGAGGCACCCUCAUCUCUUCUGAAUGGGUCCUCACUGCUGCACACUGCAUCAAUGACCGCUACAACUACAGAGUGGAGCUGGGUAAACACAGCCUGAAGACUAGCGAGGAGGGCUCGGUCGCCCUGAGGGCAGCUGCAAUCAUCUCUCAUGAGGACUACAACAUCCUGCUCAGCCGUAACGACAUUGCCCUGAUCAAACUGUCUUCCUCCGUCACCUUCUCGGACACCAUCAUGCCCGCCUGCCUCCCAGACAGGGGCGUCGUCCUGCCCCACAGUGCACCCUGCUAUGUCACCGGCUGGGGUCGACUCUCUACUGGUGGCGCUCUGGCUGACGUCCUGCAGCAGGCUCUCCUGCCAGUGGUUGGCCACGACAUCUGCUCACAGCCUGACUGGUGGAGCGUCCUGGCCACAGACAAGAUGGUCUGUGCCGGAGGCGACGGCGUCACCGCUGGGUGUAAUGGAGACUCUGGUGGCCCCCUGAAUUGUCAGAACCCUGAUGGCUUCUGGGACGUCCACGGUGUGGUGAGCUUCGGUUCUGGUCAGGGCUGUAACGUUCUCCAGAAGCCCACUGUCUUUACACAAGUCAGCUCCUACAUCGACUGGAUGAACACAGUUAUGGCCAACUACUGAAGAGGCUGUUAAAGUGCUUUCUAUGUCUGUGUCUGUCACUAUCCACCUGUAUCUGUUUCAGAGAUCCGGUGAGAUCCAAAAUAAAAACAAAAAACAAA
Molecule: messenger RNA, 1808 nt
Organism: Acanthopagrus latus (yellowfin seabream)
Lineage: Eukaryota; Metazoa; Chordata; Actinopteri; Spariformes; Sparidae
Product: chymotrypsin-like elastase family member 2A
Exons: 6
Coding region: 745-1710 (321 amino acids)
Biological process (GO): proteolysis
Molecular function (GO): serine-type endopeptidase activity
Source: RefSeq, a predicted model, not a curated record